GCCAAAAAAUGAUAGAGUGGGAAGAUGUUUACAAGGUGGUGGAAGCCAUGGCUCCACUGUACGUGGCCUUAAUAUUAGGUUAUGGCUCAGUGAAAUGGUGGAAGAUUUUCAGCCCAGAGCAAGGUGGUGCUAUAAAUCGUUUCGCUUGUUUCUUCACUCUUCCUCUCUACACUUUCGAUUUCACAGCCCACGUCGACCCUUUCCAGUGGAACUACCGCUUCAUAGGCGCCGACGCUAUAUCGAAGACGAUCAUCGUGGUGGUGUUGGCCUUCUGGGCCAAGUUGAGUAGCAAAGACGACAGCCAUGCAGUUGCUUGGUCCAUAACAAGCUACUCUUUGUCCACUCUCACCAAUUCUCUUGUCGUUGGAGUGCCUCUGAUGAAAGCCAUGUACGGUCAGAUAGGCGUUGAUAUUGUCGUUCAGUCUUCGGUCGUACAAUCCAUCAUUUGGAUGACCCUUCUUUUGAUUGUGCUCGAGUGUUAUCGUAGUACAUCAGAGAUGGAUGCUUCAUCAAACGACGUGAAAAAUAGUGUCGUUUGCGAUUUGAAUAAUAAUAAGGAUUUGGAAAAAGACGUGGAGGAAGAUAGUGGUGCUCGACAGUCUUAUUGGUCGUUGAUGAAGGUUGUGGGGUUGAAGUUGGUUGUGAAUCCUAACUCUUAUGCUGUUUAUAUUGGCCUCUUUUGGGCUAUCAUUGCUAGCAGGUGUGAUAUUACAAUGCCAGGCAUACUUGAAGGGUCCAUUUCGAUCAUGGCCAAAGCUGGUGCAGGCACUGCCAUGUUUAGUAUGGGGAUAUUCAUGGCGUUGCAGAAAAAGAUAAUUGCAUGUGGAGUGAAAUUAACAGUGUUUGGAAUGGUUUUGAGGUUUAUCGCCGGACCGGCAGCUAUGGCUAUCGGAUGUAUUGCCGCCGGCUUGCAUGGUGAUGUUCUACGUGUAGCUAUCGUUCAGUCAGCACUACCACAAGCGAUUGCAUCUUUUAUUUUUGCCAAAGAAUAUGGGUUGCAUGCAGAAGUAAUUAGCACAGCGGUUAUCUUUGGGACGAUGGUGUCUGUUCCAGUUCUAAUAGCUUUUUAUAUCGGUUUAGAUUUAAUACAUUGGCGUUUUGUAUAA
Molecule: messenger RNA, 1106 nt
Organism: Humulus lupulus (European hop)
Lineage: Eukaryota; Viridiplantae; Streptophyta; Magnoliopsida; Rosales; Cannabaceae
Product: auxin efflux carrier component 5-like
Exons: 5
Coding region: 9-1106 (365 amino acids)
Biological process (GO): auxin polar transport; auxin export across the plasma membrane
Cellular component (GO): plasma membrane; endoplasmic reticulum
Molecular function (GO): auxin efflux transmembrane transporter activity
Source: RefSeq, a predicted model, not a curated record